Messenger RNA from Etheostoma spectabile (orangethroat darter), 2866 nucleotides. It is a transcript of the gene vrk2, whose product is annotated as VRK serine/threonine kinase 2. Gene Ontology annotation, molecular function: ATP binding; protein kinase activity. Gene Ontology annotation, biological process: protein phosphorylation. The record is from RefSeq and is a predicted model, not a curated record. Lineage: Eukaryota; Metazoa; Chordata; Actinopteri; Perciformes; Percidae.
UGGAAAAAUGGAAGAGAAGCAGGAAACUGGUCUUCCUGGGCAUCCCAACGUACUGGGGAUCAGGACUCGCGGAAUAUAAUGAACUCAGGUAUCGUUUCAUGGCCAUGGACCGACUCGGCAUUGAUCUUCAGAAAGUAUGCGAGCGCAACGGAGGGCGACUAAAGCCAGCCACCGUUCUCCAGCUGGGCCAAGGACUGGUGGAUGUUCUGGAGUAUAUUCAUGAGAACGAGUAUGUCCAUGCAGAUAUUAAAGCUGCCAACCUCAUGCUGGGCUGCAGAGACCCUGAACAUGUCUAUCUAGCAGACUAUGGGCUGUCCUACAGAUACUGUCCGGAUGGAGUCCACAAAGAAUACAAGGAGAACCCCAAGAAGGGCCACAAUGGAACCAUCGAAUACACCAGCCUUGAUGCUCACAAAGGACUUGCACCAUCUAGACGUGGCGACCUCCAGAUUCUGGGUUUUUGUCUUCUGCACUGGCUAUGCGGGUCUCUGCCUUGGGACAAAGUUCUCAAGAACCCAACUCAGGUCCAGGAGGCCAAGACCAGGCUGAUGGGUAAUCUGCCAGACUCAGUCCUGCAGCUGUCGGCCAGUGGAGCCAGCACAGAUGAGGUGGCCGCAUUAUUCAGUUAUGUGAAAACUCUGGACUACCAAGAUAAGCCAAACUACCAGCAUCUCAAACAGCUGCUGGCCAGUGAUGUCACGGGAAGACUGGAUUUCUCCAUGCCGCCUGGAGCUGCAGGGGAGUCCACCACCAAGGGACAAAACCCCCCCGCCAGGAAAAAGAAAGCAGGACGAGCCAGAGGGCCCCCCAGAGCCAAGGUCGUGAACACAGAGCUGGAUGAUGAACAAGAGGAGGAGACGAUGAGGUCUAAACCGGUGCAAGCUCGCUACAUAAGAGGACCACCCCGCCCCAGAACUCAGUCACAACCGGAGGAGGGAGUUGUGCCUACGGUCGGCAGAUCAUUGAGGCCAAGACCUGAGAUGUCCUAUGGAGAAGCUGACAGUGAAACUGAGGAGAAAGAGGAAGAGGAGGGGGAGGCCAGACCCAGACCCAUCCCUGCAUGCUAUCUGAGAGGCCCCCCGAUCGGGCCCAGAGCUCAGCCUAAACAGAAAACUAAACCCAAAUGGAGCGGCAGGAAAACAGACGCCCGCCCCGUGACAUCAGGGAGACAGGAAGGACGACUCCACGCGCAAAGGAACAAACUCAUACUGACCGAGUGGGACGGCAACGAUCGAACACACACAGACCGCGACCAGGGGUGGGACGCCCUAAAGGAGGCUCACCCUCGGGCCAAGCCAGUGCUCCAGCACAGAGAGGGCCACAGCCAUCGCCAGUGUCGCCACGGCGACCUGUGUUAUGAACACAGACACGGCUGUGGUGAAUGGAACGGGUCUGCUGACGGAGAUCCAGAACAGGAAUCUGGUCCCACACAGAGGAAGGUUCAGUUUUCUUGGUUUCUCUUUGUGGGCGUCUUCCUUUUCCUGGGAGCUGCUCUGUGUUGUCUCUCUCAUGGUGCAUUUAAACCCAGUUGAACAAGAAAUAAUUUUUGGCCAGCUACUGUAAGGGGUCUACUAGUUUCAGCGUGGUCUCUCAAGCCGUUUCCCAAAGUCGAGGUGGCGCCGACGGGAACACAAAGCCACUUCUCCUCACUUCUGGGCUGCCAUUUUCACAGUAAUAGGCUGAAAGAGAAGGAGAAGUUUAUUCUGCUUAUUAAAUGUUUCAUUCAGAAGGGAGCACUCAUUUCAGACUGGGCUGUAAGAUGAAAGACUCCCAAAUACACAAAAAAAACAAAAAACAGCCAUAUACACAAAUAAAUCUGCCUUUGAAUUAACGGCAUGCUGCACUGACAGAUAUCCCGGAUCGUACUCCUUUAUCAAAUAAGGAGUGGCGGGAGUGAAACCGACUGAAUGCAGCGAGUUCUCGUGUGAACACACUCGGCAGCCUUUCAGCCAAAGAGAAGCUGACAUGAUGUACAAAGCCAUGCUAAUUAAGCCGGCUGAAUCUCUAUUGAGUGUGCAGGCCUUUAUGAAGCCCGGUGGAGGCAGCUGUCAGUCACGCUGUGAGACGCACACGUACCUUGCUGCAGUAAGGACACUCUCCAAAAACAACGUUGAAGCUCUGCCUGCUGGAGGGCAGCGCUCGCAGCCACUGAAGCAAAAGGACAAAGGAGAAAGAAAAAAAAAAAAAAAGAGACCACGUCAUCAAAUCUGGAUGUAGUGUUCGGUGUCAAGUCAAUGUACACGUAUUACUUCACACGGUUAUCUGGCGCGUAACAUUUUUAAAGGCUUUUAGGUGGAACUUUGACUCCUUCCUGCCACUUCUUGUAGGCUUUAAAAAGAGAUGAAUAUCAUUAGUCUCAUUAAAUAGAGUAUAAAAACAAAAGGAAUCUGCUCGGCAAAUGGAACUCCUUUCCAUUGUCAUGAAGCGGCACCAGUCCACCUUAACUUAACCUGUGUGUGAGACUCCCUUAACAGUAUCAGAACUAACCAGUCCCUCCAGGAUUGUGGAGGCCGCAAAGUCCCUGACGGCACGGGAGCUUUUGUAAAACAUUUUAAUAAAUGUUGCAAUGUUUUUUGUAUGUUUGUUGCAAUGAAGUUGUGGGAGACAGAGAAAGUUGCAAAAAAAUGUGUAGGUAUAUUAAUGUUUAACCCUCCAGAAAUAUACUUCAGCAUAUGAUGCAUAGCUUAAUUAUCCACAAUGAGGAUGCAUAUAAAAACCCAGUUCAUUUCAUGUAAUCAAGCACAAAGGGAGUUUGACUUGACUUUAAGCCCAUUACCGGGACCAUCUCUGAGGAAAGCUAGGGGAGAUGUUGAUACGGCAAGAGGGAAGACAUUGAUGAUUUCAACAAGCUUUUCAUUUAUCUGGC